Molecule: messenger RNA, 602 nt
Organism: Sinocyclocheilus rhinocerous
Lineage: Eukaryota; Metazoa; Chordata; Actinopteri; Cypriniformes; Cyprinidae
Product: alpha-2-macroglobulin-like
Exons: 4
Molecular function (GO): endopeptidase inhibitor activity
Source: RefSeq, a predicted model, not a curated record
GAACUGAGUUUCACAUCACUGAUCUAAAGCCACUUGGCUUCAAUUUGUUUGCCUCCCUUGGCCCCCUCGUUUAUAUCUUCCGUGUCCUUUACAGAAACACUGGAUCCACACGAGUUCCUCUGAAGGUUCCUGACACCAUCACCACAUGGGAGACUGAGGCGUUCUGCCUGUCCUCCAAAGGUUUUGGCUUGGCUCCUCCUGUUCAGCUGACUGUCUUCCAGCCCUUCUUCCUGGAGCUCUCCCUGCCUUACUCCAUCAUCCGUGGGGAGUCUUUUGAGCUGAAGGCCACAGUCUUCAACUAUCUGUCCAAGUGCAUCAUGGUUAAAGUGACUCCAGCUUCUUCCUUGGACUUCAGUCUUAAACCUUUUAAUGAGCCGUAUUCAUCCUGUCUCUGUGCCAAUGGGAGAAAGACCUUUAAAUGGAUUCUCUCCGCUUCUGUUCUCGGAUCUGUAAAUGUGACUGUCAGUGCUCAGGCUGAACAAUCCCAGCUUCGAUGUGGCACUGAGGUUGUGACCGUGCCAACAAGAGGACGCAUUGAUGUAGUUACUCGCAGUCUACUGGUUCUGCCUGAAGGAGUUGAAAGGAUCUUCACCCAGAGUUGG